Molecule: messenger RNA, 3152 nt
Organism: Mugil cephalus (flathead mullet)
Lineage: Eukaryota; Metazoa; Chordata; Actinopteri; Mugiliformes; Mugilidae
Product: protein mono-ADP-ribosyltransferase PARP12-like
Exons: 13
Coding region: 206-2371 (721 amino acids)
Molecular function (GO): metal ion binding; NAD+ poly-ADP-ribosyltransferase activity
Source: RefSeq, a predicted model, not a curated record
CUGACAUUUCUUUAUCAUAUUGAUGUUCAGUAUUUUUUAUUUUAAGUUGGGUAGAGAGAGAUUAUUUUUAUAUUCCCGUGCCAUGCAUUCGCUUCUUCUCUCUAUUGAUGCAGCGCCUGCAUUCUGACGCCCCCAAGCGUAGAAACGCAGCGUUACAGCAAUGACCCUGGUUUAAAAUGUGGAAGGAAACUCUGGAGGAGGUCCAAUGGAGACACAAGUGCUAAAGUUAAUUUGCGAGGAUUUCCAAGGAGCUGUUGACACCGCUGAUUUGAUAUACAAUCUCUUCCCCGGAGAUUCCGACAGUGUGUCGAAUAUCAUUUCUAACUCAAAGAAUUUCGCUCUGUGUUGUCCUAAUGGACAGCCAAGGGUGGUGGCCAGGACGAGUCUGAGGCUGUGCUGGGUCAGAGAGUGCCCGGGGUCAUGCGGUGGACUACACCUGUGCAAAAACUUCCUCUUCAGCGGCACUUGUCAUUUUACUAAGUCCAGGAGAGGCUGCAACUUCUCCCAUGAGCUGAACUCUGCCCACAAUCAAGAGCUACUGAGACAGCAUGGAUUGGAGAGUCUGGGCAGGGGAGCACUGUGCACACUGCUGCUACAGAGCAAUAAAGCAUUCCUUCCUUCUAUAUGCUAUGAUUACAACAACGGUGAUGGAGAGUUCGGCCGGUGUAAGGAUGGUAAUAGCUGCAGCAGACUCCACGUCUGUGAGAAGUUUUUAAGCCGUGACUGCAACUGCUCCAGGAACCAUGAUUUUUCUGCUCAACAGCCGCUGAAAACAUUCCGUGACAAAGGCGUGCCUGACACUCUCUUGCGCUCACUUAAGUCAGUUUAUGCAAAUAAAGAGGCUUUGAGGUGGUCUGACAAGAGUGGUAGGAAAAGUGGUGAAGGUUCUGCUGAUGCCAACGACAGUGAUACAAGACCAAACAGAGGACAAAGGCAUGUCAGAGACAAAACAGAAAUAUGCUUGUACUUCAUCAAAGGACACUGUAAGCAUGGAGAACAAUGCUUUAAAGCUCACGACAAGAUGCCAUACAGAUGGGAGGUGAAGGAGGGCGAUAAGUGGACGGCCUUGGCUGAGAAUGAGACAAUUGAGAAGGAAUACUGUGACCCCAAGAACUCCUACAGUACCAGCACCCCUCUUGUGCAUUUUGAUACCAUGACCUGUGGAUUUAACCAAGUACGCCGAAUCUCCACCGUUAACUCUUUGGUGGAGCCGACCUUCAUCCACACCACUGAGUGGGUUUGGUACUGGCAGGAUGAGUUCGGAAAUUGGAACCUGUACGCAUCAGACAUUGGUGGACACAAACAAGCAGACAUCACCAGUGCUCAGCUGGAGCAUAAGUUUCUGGACAACAAUAAAGAUGUGGUGGAGUUCAAGGCUGGAUCACAGACAUAUUCACUAAGUUUCCAAGACAUGAUACAAACAAACAAGCGCUUUGGCACUAAGAGAGUCGUGUGUCGACGGCCUCGAUUCGUCUCUGCUGCGGACGUCCAGUCAAAGAGAGUCAGAAGGCCCCUGAAUCAGUCAAUGUCUGCCCCUGUACCAGACCACUGGGACAAGAACCAGCUGCCUCCUACAGGAUUUUCGCGAAUCUCCCUCCACCGCACCUCAGAUGAAUUUAAGGAGGCUGAGUCUCUUUUCUGUAAAACCAUGAGAGGCUUUGAUGUUGUCAAGAUUGAGAGGAUUCAGAACAAAGCUCUUUGGGAAGUCUUUCAGUGGCAGAAGAAUUUGAUGAAGACCAACAACAGUGGGUGCAAUGUGGCAGAAAAAAAGCUUUUUCAUGGCACUGACUCCAAAUAUGUUGACGCCAUAUGCCACUCCAACUUUGACUGGAGAAUCUGCGGGAGCCACGGGACGGCUUUUGGCAAAGGUAGUUACUUUGCCCGAGAUUCCAGAUACUCCCACAGCUACACUGGUGACACUGAUGUCAAGUCCAUGUUCAUCGCACGGGUGCUGGUAGGAGACUACACCUUGGGGUCCCCCGACUACCGGCGAGCUCCUUCUAAAGAUAGUGGUGGCAUCAACUUCUACGACAGCUGCGUAAAUGACAUGAUGAUUCCGUCCAUAUAUGUGGUUUUUGAGAAGCACCAAAUCUACCCAGAGUACCUGCUGCAGUACAAGACCAUGCACCCACUUGUUGGCAUUUCCGGUGCUUCACUAGCACUGAGAUCAAUGGCAGCACCUCAGCUGGCGCUGGCACGUAAACGAGCGGCGGCACUAGCGGUGGCACCUAAACUAGUGGUGGCACCUAAACCAGUGGUGGCACCUAAACCGCCGGUAGCACCUAAACCAGUGGUGGCACCUAAACCAGCGGUGGCACCUAAACCGCGGUUAUCACUUAUUAUACCAAUCUAUCAACCCAAAACAAACUGACAUCCACCCAAUCGUUAUCAGUCCAGCACAGCGUCAUUCCAAUCCAGCUCAUCAUUAUACCAUCAUAACGUUGCCUCUUCCCAGGAUCUCUUAAGCAGUCCAACUCGACCAGCCCGUUUCUCACCAAUAUCUUCACCACCACCACCACCAGCCAAGAAGCAAGAUUCCUGUGUCAUUUCUUAAUGACAAGGAUCUUGGAUUAGCUCUUGCAGGAGGCUUUGGAUAAUUUGGUGAACUGAUUAAAUAUAGAAAUAAUAUUCAUUACUAUCCACUACCUGCCCAGUCGGGUGCAACCACGUUUGAUAUAACUCAAAUGUAAAGGAUGUAGACGCUUCAAUAGAAUGGUCGAUGCUGAAGUCACAAACUUCAGGUACAUUGCGAUCAAUUCAUUAUGUCUGAUUCUGCUGACCGUUUGUUGUGCACCAAAAACCAAAACACAAAAACAUACAAAAAACAAAACAUGAUGUCAAGUAAAUGACACGUAUAAAUAUGUCGGUUAUAGCUAACCAUUUUACUAAAUAAUGGAUCAUUCGAUAUGAAGUAACGGUGACGGAUCCUUAUCAUAAAGUUUGACUUGAUACCCAAACAAUCAUAGCUUACCGUUUGUCACCACAUUCGUAAUGUCAACGGGAAGUAUUAAACCCUUUGAGAUGCACAAAGGUGACAACGUGGUAGUUUGUGAAACCUUAUCUUUCACUUUGCCAUGUUGUGCACUGAGGAGCACGUUGGAAUUGUCAUACAAUGUUAUGCGAAAACAUCUGAGGGCAACGACUGACUCUGU